AUGGGGGAGAUUACGUCUUCGGCAGGGACUCACCGAUAUGCUAUGCCAUCAGUUAUUGCUUCAUUGGCUGCCCGAUCAGCCAGUUCAUUUCCGUACUGCUUUGCCAUAUCCUACAGAAAAGAGACCCUCAGACAGUACGAACUGCGGGCCAGCUCGGAGAGUGAAUGCAAGGCUUGGAUCGAAGCAAUCAGGGAAGCCAGGUAA
Molecule: messenger RNA, 204 nt
Organism: Nezara viridula (southern green stink bug)
Lineage: Eukaryota; Metazoa; Arthropoda; Insecta; Hemiptera; Pentatomidae
Source: the annotation of a GenBank genome assembly